AUGCAACAAUAUAUCUUCUCUGUAAAAAUUUUGGAUACUCACCUUUCAGCAGCCACUGCAGCACAUACAUCACCUUCAGAUCGUACUUCUGACCCGACAGUUAUGCGAGAUAUAGUACUGUACUACUAUCAGCACCUGUAUACAACAGACUCUGUUUCCGAUGAUGAAAUUGAGGUUAAUAUGUCCCACGUAUACUUCAACCAUAGGGUCUAUCAAGAUGACAAUGAAGAGUCUUCCCAAACAGGUUUCAUGAGCGAACGCUUCAUUGACAACAAUAGGUUUGUACUCAAACUACAGGUCGAUCAAGCGAAAGUUCGUAGGCAUCCUGGAGUCAAUCUUCUUCUGGAUCAGGAGAAGGCCUAUGAUCGCCUCAAUCCCAAGUAUCUGGUUCAUGUGUUAGUAGAAUUUGGCUUUCAUGACAAAUUCAUUCAAUGUAUUCAUUAUCUCUUCUUUGGGAACUCGUUCCAAUCAAUAUCAAUGGGCUCUUCUCACCUAUCGUCAUUCAACAACAGGGAUUACGGCAAGAUGUGGUGGCAGCGAUUACCACGAAAAGCUUUGGUCUAUGCAAAUGACAUUUGUACACUACUGGCCAACGCCUUCGACUAUACACGUCUGCAAUAUCACUUAACCAAAUACUCGAUAGCCUCCAACGCCAAAGUUAAUCAAGAAAAGACGGAGGCUUUUGCUCUUAGUGACCGCCUGAGCGAGCCUUAG
Messenger RNA from Rhizopus microsporus ATCC 52813, 714 nucleotides. RefSeq lists its product as uncharacterized. NCBI's taxonomy places the organism in Eukaryota, Fungi, Mucoromycota, Mucoromycetes, Mucorales, Rhizopodaceae. Bases 1 to 714 code for a protein of 237 amino acids. The transcript has 3 exons. The record is from RefSeq and is a predicted model, not a curated record.